Linum tenue is the source of this 1004-nucleotide messenger RNA. NCBI's taxonomy places the organism in Eukaryota, Viridiplantae, Streptophyta, Magnoliopsida, Malpighiales, Linaceae. The record is from the annotation of a GenBank genome assembly.
CUUAAAUGUCAAACCCCUCAACCACAGAAACUUCCUUUCCACCAUAACACAAAAUCCAUAGAUGGCAUCCCUCAUAGCUCUUAGAAAAACGAUCGCUGCCCCUGCCGGAUUCUUCUGGAGGCUCACUGCAGGCCGCUCAUAUGCUUGUUCCCGCUCCUUCAACACUGGAACACCUGGGUACGCCGGAGAUGAAAACGACACCGGUCAGGUUGACAACGCCCCCAGCCGCCGCAACGACGACGACUCCAACCGCCAGGGCCUCUCUUCCUCCUCGGACCGUGGACUUGCUCCCCGGCGAGACUCUGCUCCAGCUGGCUUCUUCCUCAGAGAUAUGGUGGAUGCAUGCUUCUUUCUCUGCAUGCAGUUUCUUUCUGGUCUGGUCAGAAGAAAUGAAGGAUGCCCUUCUGGAAGUCAUCCCUCUGGAGCAGAGAGGCAACAGAAGGAACUGAUCCAGCACCACCAUUGCUGAUACUGCUGUUAGUGUUAUGAUUUGUGGUAGAGGGGUUGUCGUGGUUCAGAUGCAUACCCAUGAGAAAAGGCUGGUUUUGUUGAUGAUGCUGCAUGCAAUUGCUGGAUUGGGACGAUGUUGGAAUCACUUAUUCAUUGAUCCAGAAAAACCCAAUUCUAUUUGAUUCUGCUUUUUUUAUUAGAUUGGCAUCUGGGAUUUCUUUUGCUGUUUGGACCAAAUCAAAUCAAAAUUCAAAAGAAAGAGCGAAGCAGACUCACUAGGAUUCCAUGGUGGAGUCGUCGGAAGAAUGUGGGCAGGGCACUGGGUCUCUCCUUCCCGAGGUGAAGAGCGAAGCGGCGAGGAAGGGAUUCAACUCUACUAGAACCCACGAGACCGGCGAGGGAUUCGAUGGCGGUCGGAGGUCCUCACGAGGCCGCUGGCGGCGAGGACGAUGAUGGUGGCGACUGGCGAGGCCGCGAGGGAACUCUGUUUUGUUUGGCGAAGACGAAGAGAGCGCGCGGCUGCGGCUGCGAGAACGAGGUGGACGAUGAUAGGG